Owenia fusiformis is the source of this 444-nucleotide messenger RNA. NCBI's taxonomy places the organism in Eukaryota, Metazoa, Annelida, Polychaeta, Sabellida, Oweniidae. The record is from the annotation of a GenBank genome assembly.
AAAAACACAAGUAAGCAAUGAUGAAGUACGGAUGUUUGCCUAUCCUUGUUUUGUGUCUGCUUGUGUUGUGUGAAGCAUCAUUACGUUCCCAACAGCUUGAAAAAUUGUCCAAACCAAGCGAUUGGAGAUUUACCAACUGCAGUGAAAAUCGCGGAAGCUUGUGUGUGUGUCCAAAAAAGGCAUGUGGUUGUGUAACUAUAAGACAGGAAGAUCUUUCACCGCGUAGGAGGGCUACAAGUUUCAGUUAUUUCAUGUUCUCAGACUGCAAUGAGUUUCCCCAAAGCGAUCCAAGUUAUAUUGACAAGCGUUGUGGAUGUCAAGGCAAUUGCCAUUGUGCCACUCUGUAGAAUCUUAAGAUGUUUGGUUGACCAUGACCUACAAAGGAACUGGAGGAUUAUGAAUGACAAACUACAUUGAUUUUCAAUAAAUAUUUGAUUUUCAUGU